This is a messenger RNA of Lucilia cuprina (Australian sheep blowfly), 3902 nucleotides long. RefSeq names its product SWI/SNF complex subunit SMARCC2 (gene mor). The transcript is spliced from 7 exons. Gene Ontology annotation, cellular component: SWI/SNF complex. The record is from RefSeq and is a predicted model, not a curated record. Lineage: Eukaryota; Metazoa; Arthropoda; Insecta; Diptera; Calliphoridae. Gene Ontology annotation, molecular function: histone binding; DNA binding. Gene Ontology annotation, biological process: positive regulation of DNA-templated transcription. The coding region runs from base 127 to 3582 and encodes 1151 amino acids.
ACAUUUAUUCGUGCGUCGUUUUUGUUGUUCGUUUAUGUGUGUCUCGCAGGAGGAUAUAUUUUUUGUGUGAAAAUUGUUAAAUAAAAUAUAAAAUAUUAAAAAUAAUUAAAAGAAAAACAAGAAAACAUGUGUACCUUAGCUCCCAAGAAGGACGGCAGUCCAAAUAUUGAAUUUUAUAACUCGCCAGAGUCAUUACAAGGUUUUGAAUCCAUACGUCUAUGGUUACAGAAAAAUUGUAAAAAAUAUUUGGCCAGUAGUAAUGAACCUAUAACAAAAGAAUCUCUGGCUCAGUUAUUGAUUCAGUUUCUCCAAUAUGUGGAAGCAAAACUUGGCAAAAAUUCGGCUGAACCACCAGCAACGCGUAUACCGAUGCGUUGUUUUUUGGAUUUUAAAUCAGGCGGUGGAUUGUGUAUUAUAUUCUCUACCAUGUUUCGCUUUCGCGCUGAACAGAGGGGCAAGAAAUUUGAUUUUUCCGUGGGAAAGAACCCAACUCGAAAAGAUCCAAAUAUACAAUUAUUAAUUGAUAUCGAGCAAGCUUUAGUGGAGGCAGACCUUUAUCGUAUUCCAUACAUUUUUAUACGUCCUGAAGUAGAUAAGCAAUUGGCCACACGUUUGCGUGAAAUAUUGGCAACUCGACGAGUAGAAAUAGUUUCGGAUGAAGAGGAUGCCACACAUAUUAUAUACCCUGUGGUUGAUCCUCAUCCCGAUGAAUAUGCACGUCCCAUUUUUAAGCGUGGCAAUUGUGUGAUGAUGCACUGGUAUUAUUUUCCAGAAUCGUAUGAUACAUGGACACCAAAUUCUUUAGAGUUACCCGAUAAUGUACCAGAAAAUCCUGAAUCUCCGGCUGAACGCUGGCGUGUAUCUGCCUCAUGGAUUCUAGAUCUCGAGCAGUACAAUGAGUGGAUGGCGGAAGAAGAUUACGAAGUAGAUGAGUUUGGAAAAAAGAAAAUGCAUAAGCAGCGUUUAUCGAUUGAUGACAUUAUGUCGGGUGGUAUAGACGACAAGAAGAAAGCAAUUAGCGGUACUCCAAUAGCUGCAAAGCAAAAGCGUAGACGAUCUCCAUCGCCGAGUUCUUCUAAAUCGGGAAAACGUAAACGUUCCCCUGCUGUUCUACAUAAAAAGUCACGCAAUGAUGAGGAGGAUGAAGAUUUAACACGUGACAUGGACGAUCCGCCAGCAGAAACUAAUCUACAGGAGGUUAUCAAAACCACUUCCUUACAAUCCACUGCUAGUCCAGCACCUGCUAGCAAAUCUAGAGCUGAUAAUGAUAUGAUGCCAAUUAAAGGAGGUACUUUAACUGAUUUGGAUGAUGAAAUGACUGGUGGCAGCGGCACUCAAGCUUUGUCAGCAUGUGAUGGUGAAAAUUCUCAAACUGGAAAAACCAGUGAGAAUAGCAAUACUCAGGAAUUCUCAUCAUCAGCCAAAGAGGACAUGGAAGAUAAUGUUACUGAACAGACACAUCAUAUUAUCGUGCCCUCUUAUUCAGCUUGGUUUGAUUAUAAUUCUAUACAUGUGAUUGAAAAACGAGCAAUGCCGGAGUUCUUUAAUUCCAAAAAUAAAUCAAAGACGCCAGAGAUUUAUAUGGCUUAUAGAAACUUCAUGAUUGAUACGUACCGUCUCAAUCCUACCGAGUAUUUAACCAGUACAGCCUGUAGACGUAAUUUGGCUGGUGAUGUUUGUGCGAUUAUGCGAGUCCAUGCAUUCCUCGAACAGUGGGGCUUGAUUAAUUAUCAAAUUGACGCAGAACUUCGUCCCACGCCCAUGGGACCACCACCCACAUCUCAUUUCCAUAUUUUAUCUGAUACACCUUCUGGUAUACAGUCAUUAAAUCCUCAGAAAACUCAACAGCCAUCAGCUGCUAAAUCUCUUCUCGACCUUGAUAAAAAGCCAUCGGGUGGACCAAGCAAGGAGGGUAAAGAAGAUUCAUUAGAUAAGGCGCCAGUGGGUAUAAAAACUGAACCGGUUGAAAACGGAAGUGCAGCCACUGCUUCUGGACAGUUUGGUUUAAAACUCGAUCAGUAUGCUAAGAAACCAGCAGCAAUGAAAAAUCGCACUGCUGCUAGCAUGUCUAGAGAGUGGACAGACCAGGAAACACUACUUUUAUUGGAAGGCUUAGAAUUACACAAAGACGAUUGGAAUAAAGUGUGUGAACAUGUAGGUACACGCACCCAGGAUGAGUGUAUUUUACAUUUUCUACGACUACCAAUUGAAGAUCCCUACCUUGAAGACGAUGGUGGAUUUUUGGGUCCUUUAGGUUGUCAACCUAUUCCAUUCAGUAAAUCAGGCAAUCCCAUCAUGUCCACAGUAGCAUUUUUAGCUUCCGUUGUAGAUCCACGCGUAGCUGCAGCAGCGGCUAAAGCAGCAAUGGAAGAAUUUGCUGCAAUUAAAGAUGAAGUGCCAGCAGCAAUUAUGGAAAGUCAUUUGAAGAACAUAGAAAAAGCUACAUCAUCUGGCAAAUUUAAUCCAUCUUACGGAUUAGUUAGUAGCGGUAUUGCCGGAACAACUGCUGACAAAGAAGAUGAAGAUCCUAAUGCAGCAACAGUAGGUACCGUACCUCACGGAUCGACUGAUGAAGAAAUGAGGGACUUGUCAAAGAAAGACGAUAAAGAUCUUACCAAAUCCCCCUCCAAAUCCAAAGACGAAUCUAAAGACAAAGAUGACAAAGAAAAGACAGAAAAAGAAACUGAUAAUAAAAAAGAUGAAAAUGCUGGUGUAAUGGAUGUCAAGGAUAUUAAAACCGAGGAAUCAAGUGGAAAUGGAGCUGAAGGUGUCUCAAAAGAAAUUGAUGCAUCUAAACAAGUAUUCAAUGAGGCAAAUGUUCAGACUGCUGCUGCUGCCGCCCUAGCAUCAGCUGCGGUUAAAGCCAAACACUUGGCUGCUUUAGAAGAACGAAAAAUUAAGUCAUUGGUUGCUCUCCUAGUGGAGACUCAAAUGAAAAAGCUUGAAAUAAAAUUGCGUCACUUCGAGGAAUUAGAAACUACAAUGGAACGUGAGCGAGAGGGUUUAGAAUAUCAAAGACAACAACUUAUAACAGAGCGCCAACAAUUCCAUCUUGAACAAUUGAAAGCAGCUGAAUUUAGAGCCAGACAACAGGCUCACCAUCGUCUCCAGCAGGAACAACAAUGGCAAGGUGGCGCAGCAGGUACCGCAACUGCCGCAGGUACAACAGUUCCAGCUGCAAGUGGUGCCGCUCCUAGUUCAGGUGGGACUCAAAGUAGUACAUUACCUGGGGCACCAUCAGUUGGACCUCAAAUAGGUCCAAGUGCUACUAUGCCAGGAGCCCCUACUGCCGCUCCAUCAACACAUGUUGGAACACCAGGUCCUAAUUCUGCCAGUGGUCCAAUAGCUGGUGGUCCUCCUGCAGGGCAAUCCACCACUCCCAUGGAUACUACACCAGCAGUCGGUGCGCCUCAACCUGCAUUAGCAUCAGAAGCACCUACUGCAACACCAGGCUCAGGGCCAUCUAUACCACCUUCAAAUCCCACAGUUCCAAUACCCACAAAUGUAUCUGUCCCUCCUCAACCUACACCCAACAUUCCACCGGCACCAGGAGGUCCAACGGUUGCUACCACAUCAUCUUAAAUAUGUAGUAACAACACUUCUUCGACAAUUUUUCUAAAAAUGUAGGUUUAGUAUUUAAAUUUAGUUUUAUAGAUGUUCUUUAGAAUUGUAUAAAUUCGUCGGGUAUCCUUUUUCAACUUCCUAAUGAAUUUCGUCGAUCUUUUGCUUACCAUAUGGAAAUUUGUUUGCAGAUUUAUAAAAUGUUUGAAAUAGGCCCAUAUCCAUGUAUAUUUCACAUUUAUCUCUAUAUGCGGAUAAAACGUAUUUACAAUGAUGAAUAUUCGAAUAACAAUUGAUUAAUAUCUUAUUAUAAAUAAACGUAUUCGAUUAGUUGUACGUAA